Messenger RNA from Zonotrichia albicollis (white-throated sparrow), 3205 nucleotides. Lineage: Eukaryota; Metazoa; Chordata; Aves; Passeriformes; Passerellidae. The record is from RefSeq and is a predicted model, not a curated record.
AUGAGGGCGAGCGGGCACCCGGGGCGGAGAUGGGGCUGGUACCUGAGAAAAGGCGGCCGGGAGGCUGGUGGUGAAGCGAGACGGUGUGGUGGGAUGUCGACUUCUUGGGAAGUGGGCAAGCGACUUUUUGAGCAGCGCUGCUCAGCUGCAGGGAAGGGCGAGUGUGCUGGAGGGGGACUGGACAAGGAGAGAGGUCGGUCUGAGAAGACUGUAAGGUGGCACAUUGAACUACAACCAUGGGCAAGUCCAACCCCUUCCCUCAACUAUGAGGCCUCAAGAUUCCUAAAGUACAUUAGCACUUCUCAGAUUUCGUGUGAGCACAUGAACCUGAACAGCUUGAAAGGGUACUCUGAAACCACAAAAAAGCCCUGGUCAGUCUGUCUUGAUGAGAGGUUUAGCCUCAUCCAUCGAAUCAGAAGCAAGAAAUGCCGUCUCUAUUCACUUGGGUUAGGCAACGAUGACAACCAGUUUGAGCUAAGCAUGGCCAACAGUGGGUGUGAGGUGCAUCGCUUUGACCCCAGCAUCAAGUCAGCUCACAUCCAGCAGGGCCGGCACCUCUGGCACCAUCGGCUCUCCAUCGACUGGAGGGAUCCCAACCCCGCCAUCGCAGCUCACAAACUCCACAGCAACACUAAGAAGCUGGGCACAGUGCUGAAUGAAUUUGGACAUCAGAAGAUUGACGUCCUCAAGGCAGACGUGGAGAGCGCCGAGUGGAAAAUUUUGGAAAACCUGAUUCUGGAAGAUGUUGUUGAGCAGAUAGGACAGCUGGUCUUUGAGGUGCACAUGCACUGGCCUGGGUUUGAGGUCAGUGGCAAUGACAGCACCGUGGUGCGGUACUGGUACAGCCUGCUCCGAGAGCUGGAGCUCAAGGACUUCAGGCUUUUCCAUACCUACAAAGACUUAUCAAAACCACAGAUGUUUCUGAAAAAGGAAGCCUUCAACGCCAGUAGCUGUUACACACUGAGCUGGGUAAAUACAAGAUGGAAAUAGCAGAAAGGAGUUUAUGAUGUGUGAUUGCAAACCAUCUGGUCCCGGAGCGUUAUUGAAGAGGAUUUUGGUGUCACUGGCUAAAGUUGCUCAAUAUGCACUCCGUGACUGCUAACAAAAUGAACUGGCUUUUAUAUUUAUAUGUUGUCAAAAGAACUGGCAAUAGGGGAAGAUAGAUUGUGUAGCAAUUUAUUUCCCAGUGGGUACAUUGUCCCAUUGAGGACAGAGGUUUCUGUAAAGGUUUGUCUAGGGGAGCAUGAGAGCAUGGCUUUUCCAGGCUGCCCCAUGCCUGAACAUGCCAGCAAGGAGAGCGUCCCUCUGGAGCUGCCCUGGGAAGCUCUGCUGACUGAGCUGGACCAGCCCUUGGGCAGGAGAGUGCUUGGGAUGAGGUGUCUUUUUAAGAAAGUGUCAAGUGUUACUUCUCUGUAAAGUGAUCAUCUUUGAUUUGCACCUUUUUUACUGAGGCCUUGUUUCCUAUGGAACAAACUUUAGGCAAGAACAGAAUGUUCUUGAACCCACUGGCAAAUUCCAGCUGAAUUUGGCAGAGACAGAAACCACCACCAAACUAAGUUCCUACCUAUUUCUUUGGGCAACUUCUGAAUGCCCUGACUUAUGUUUUUUAAGGCAGUCUGCCUGCAGAAAGUGACUUCAAUGCUUCUGACAUGGGAGACAAAGGGACAGAGACAUUCAGCUGCUGGAUAAGCUGCUGCCAGAACUCCCUCAUCCUCAAGAGUCUUCAGCCACAGAAGACAGGGCUUCCCUAGUUCAUCUGCUCAAAGAACAGCUUGAUUGAAAAUAGUCCUACAAUGGCUGCAGCAAGUGGUUUUUGAUCUAGUGAGAUACAUGUAAGAGACAAAAGUGCAACCUGGUCUUUUUUGGUUUGGGGUUUAGUUGAAUAUUUCCUGGUGCCUUUUCCAGUUCUGUGCCUCACCACCUUGCCUCUCCCUGGCAUAAGGAGGCCAGACCCUGCAUCUGCACUGAUGCUGGCAGAGGUGGUGCCCUGGACUGCAGCUAUGCUGGAGUUCUGCACACUGGAAUUGUCUGCAGUGCCCCUGGGAGCCUUUGACAUUCCCCAAAGAGCUAAGAAAUUGGGGGAGAUAAAAAUAUAUAGCAGGUUGGAUUUUUUCUUAUCUUUAGACGAAUUUUGAUCUUAAACUUUUCAUUAAAAUACAAGAUGUCACCACUUUCAUGUCUUUUGCAUGUGGGCUUUUUAACUGCCUUUGGUUUCCAACUUCUCCAAGUCUGCAGCUUCCUCAAGGGAAGUGGUGGAGGGGGAGAUCCUGAUCUCUUCUCUCCAGUCACCAUGUCAGGACAUGAAAAAAUGGAAUUAAAAAAAUGGAAUUAAACUGUUUUAGUGGAAGUUCAGAUGGGUUAUGAGGAAAAGGUUCUUUACCCCAGAAGGUGGCCAGUCACUGGAACAGGCUUCCCAGGGAAGUGGUCAUGGCACCAAGCCUGUCAGAGUUCAGGCAAUCUCUGCAUGACUCUCUUACUAACCUGGUUUAGUUUUAGAUCCUGUGAGGAGCAACGAGUUGGUCUUGAUGAUCUUCAUUUGAUCCCUUCCAACUUGAGAUAUUCUAUGAUUCUAUAAAAGUAGCUCCUGUUUCUGCCCCUGCACAUCCCACCUGGGCCAGGGCUUUGCAGACACCCAGGGCAGGGCAGUGUGGGCGCCCACCGUGUCCUCAGCUCUGCAUCAAAACCAAGAUGACCUGAUACAGAUGUGUACAAUUCCCCAUGUCCAAGACGUUGAGCACAGCACUCUCCUCAGGGCUGAGCUACCUAUUGCCAUCCCUGAACCAGGUAAUGCACAAUCCAAGAGAUCCACAACCUCUGGAAAACGAGUAAGAAAUGCCUUUGUGAGAGCCAGCCUUGCUACAAGCCUCAUACAUUAAGUACUGAAGUUGUUUAAUGAUGCAGAGCCACGAGGAGAUUCAUCAAAAUGCAGGAGGCUGCCAGGGUUUCCUAAACUAAUAUCUGGUGUGUUGGAAUGGCCAUGCUCGCUGCACUGCAGAAUGGCUCAACUCCCAUUUUUCAAAUAAUGGGGUGGCAAAAGUCCAGCUGCAAGUCCUGAUUUGUUAAUGAAGUAUAAAAAUAUGGAUUCCUGCACUGUGCAGGUUUUUGUUCCUAACUAGUAUUAGAGUAAGUAGCCUAGUAGCUUAUUAUCAUUUGUUUAAGAAACCAAUAGAAAGAGGCUAAAAAAUAAAUUACAUGACCUCUCUCA